AUGAGGCCUCCAACAAGGCAGUGCUUGAGCUUGGAAGUCAACAUUUCCAGAGCAUCGCGGUUUUUCGCACUAGUAUCGCCUGGGUCUCGGACAUUCCCCACGUCGAGCAGAUCGACUUCCGUCUCGUCCAUUUCAAUCGGCUGUCGCGCCUUCAGAUCGCAAGCACGUGAGGUCAAUAAGCAAGUGACUACCAACACUUACAUCUGCGACCAACCCGCUCCGGCAUCUUCGCUCGACGGACAUCCUAGAGCCCAGCGCAGCAUCAUAUAUUCGCCGCUGCGCAAGCCGAUCCGGACCAGCCGCCACCUUGAUCUUCAUAGCAGCGUCACAUAUACCACCGGCGCCGCAAUCGUUUUCGCCGUCAUCGCCAUUUCCUGCCUUGCGACAGCCAACUUGCCCGAGCAUCCAACAACUACUGCGACUCCGGAAGACAUUGCGAUCGCUUCCUCGCCAUCCCACAGCAUGCCGGACCAAAUCGCACCGGGGCACGUGGGCAACCUCACCCCAGAGCAGGAAGAGAAGCUGCGCCAAUUGUGGCAGGCCUUCUUCCAGCUCUGUGGCGUCCUUGAGGACAAUGGCUCUGCCAGCACGGACGCGGCAGCCCGUGGAAAAGCAGAACCGGCAGAAGCAGAGAAGAAGAGGCGAUUUGGCGUCUUCAAGAGGAAGGGAAACGAAAAGUCCGCCUCAGCGAGCGAGGCUACCGAGGACGACAAAUAUGGCCAGAACAAACACUUCCAAGAGGUUCUUGCGACUAACAGCCCCGAGGCCAUUCGCGAGACGUUUUGGAGCAUGGUGAAGCAUGACCACCCAGAUGCCCUCGCCCUGCGCUUCCUCCGAGCCCGCAAGUGGGAUGUGGACAAGGCCCUGGUCAUGUUGGUGUCCACCAUGAGCUGGCGACACAGCGACAUGAAGGUGGACCUUGACAUCAUGGCGAAUGGCGAGGAGGGAGCCGUUGUCGAUGCGCGGGAGGGCGAGAAAGAUGCCAAGAAGGUUGGCGAGGACUUCUUGGCGCAGCUUCGUAUGGGUAAAAGCUUCUUGCAUGGUGUGGAUAAGCAGGGCCGACCAAUUUGUGUGGUCAGAGUCCGCCUCCAUCGUCAAGGCGAGCAGUGCGAAGAGAGUCUGGAACGAUAUACCGUUUUCCUAAUCGAAACGGCGAGAAUGGUGUUGAGACCACCUGUUGAUACAGCAACCAUCAUCUUCGACAUGACUGGAUUUUCCAUGGCAAAUAUGGACUACACUCCCGUCAAGUUUAUGAUUAAGUGCUUCGAAGCCAACUAUCCCGAAUCUCUUGGAGCUGUGCUUGUUCACAACGCACCGUGGAUCUUUCAAGGAAUCUGGAAGAUCAUUCGCGGCUGGCUGGAUCCGGUGGUGGCGGCCAAGGUUCAUUUCACGAAUAAUAAGGGCGACUUGCAGGAAUUCAUUGAACCCUCGCAUAUCCUCAAGGAACUUGGCGGUGACGAAGACUGGGAAUUCAAAUAUGUGGAGCCCGUCGCUGGCGAAAAUGACCUGAUGAAGGAUGUCGACACCAAGGCAAAGCUUCUCGCGGACAGGGGAAAGCUUGUCAAGGAGUACGAGGACGCGACUCUGCAGUGGAUACACAAGGAAGGCGGAAGCAAAGAAGUCAUGGCAAAGAGGGACGGAUUGGCAACACAGCUCAAGGAAGACUAUUGGAGACUCGACCCAUAUCUGCGCGCGCGCUGUCUCUACGACAGACAGGGGAUAUUACAGGGCAUUGCUGGGGCGAACUGGUAUGAACCGGCAAGGGCAGCGACUGCUGACGGGAAUGGGAAUCCAGACACGUCAAUCAACGAUGUAGAUUAA
Trichoderma aggressivum f. europaeum is the source of this 1821-nucleotide messenger RNA. RefSeq lists its product as uncharacterized. Lineage: Eukaryota; Fungi; Ascomycota; Sordariomycetes; Hypocreales; Hypocreaceae. The coding region runs from base 1 to 1821 and encodes 606 amino acids. The record is from RefSeq and is a predicted model, not a curated record. The transcript has 3 exons.